Molecule: messenger RNA, 2489 nt
Organism: Betta splendens (Siamese fighting fish)
Lineage: Eukaryota; Metazoa; Chordata; Actinopteri; Anabantiformes; Osphronemidae
Product: SLAM family member 7-like
Exons: 6
Coding region: 203-1105 (300 amino acids)
Source: RefSeq, a predicted model, not a curated record
AACUUCCCAUCACUGUCUCGGAGCGGCUCAUGUUUCGGGAAGCGGGGUCUUUAGACUCCGCCCUUGUUUUGUCAGUUUUCAAUCUUUCUGUUUCCAUGUCAUAGAAAACAGAGAAGCUCCAGACGGAAGCUUCAGGACCAUAAAGCUCGGCUUCAGGUGGACUCGUCAUGAGCAGCGGGUUCAGACCUGCGUCCGUGAAGAGAUGGAGGCGCAGGUCCGAGCUCUGCUCCUGCUUCUAGUUUUAACCCCAUCUGUUGCUGAGAAGAACCUGACAGGAACUGUGGGAGGAAGCAUCACUCUGCCUAAGCCUGUGCUGGAGCUGGGAUUCAUUAUAUAUGAAGCAAAGGCUCUAGCCAUGGUGACUGACGGGAAAAUGAAGAUAGUAGAGAAAAUGUAUGAGAACAAGCUUCUGUGGAGCGACAGAACUGGAUGCUUCACAAUAACAGACCUGCAGAAAAACGACUCAGGGAUUUAUACUGUUGACCUUAAAGGAAGUGGUGUCACAGCUUAUAAACUCAGCGUGUUUGACUCCGUCUCGGCUCCGACAGUGAACAGACUUGGCUCCGACAGCUGCGUCCUGCUGUGUGAGGUGGUCAACGCUGAGGAGACCACUCUGCUGUGGUACAAAGAUGACGAGGUGGUGAAGCAGAACAGCUCGGCUCCGUCUCUGUCGCUCACUGUACACGAGCAGGACUACAGAUCCUCCUACAGAUGUGUGGCUGCCAACCCCGCUGAACACAAGGCUGAACCAGUCAACCUGGAAGAGACCUGUGGACCCACCUACACAGGAAGGAACCAGGAGAAGCCGGAGGAUCGGAGUCGAGUCAUUGGCAUUGUUGUCUCCAUUGUGUCUGUGGUCGUCAUUGCGAUUGUUGGUAUCAUGAUUAAGAAGCGUUACCACAACCAGAAACCCACAGCAGCACAAGGUCCAGACAACGUGGAAACAGAGGUCCAGUACACUGAUGUACAUUUCUAUGACGACACACGCGGUCAGCAGAGAGAAAAUGUCCCAGAACCCUCAGGAAACCACGGCCGCACCCAGCUGGAAACGGUCUAUGAUAAACUGGAGGUUCACCGCUUGGUCCAACAUUCAGACCGUGGUUAGGGUCAACAAAGACGUUUCACAUACAGGAGGAACGUCCAUGAUGACGAUGGAGGGCCUUUAAGUUCACACAUUUCAUUCCUUUCAGCUUUUUCUGACAUUUCUGUUUUUACCAGUUUAUGUGUUGCGUACAUUUCAUGUUCACAUCCAUUGACAUGGGUGAGGUUCUUGGCUGGUGAGGAACCAGGUGAGGUUUUACUAUAUUUAUAAUAAGUCAGACAAUCUUUCUACUUUAAUUGGCAGAAUGUAUUUUACUACUGACCACAUUUCAUAUGUUAUCAUCAUUAUAUAUGAUCUUUCACCCAAAGAAAUGCAUUAGGUCCUAAAGGAACAUUUCUUUUAUAGCAGUGAGUAUAGCAUGUCUCAAUUUUAAAGAGAGGUGUAAAUGUUCAAUUUCAACCCUUUUACAACUUUACUUGUAAUUCUGGAUCAAUCAGUUUUACAGGUUUUGCAUUUUUGCUCCUUAAAAUAAGAAAAUAAUUUACUCGAGGUCAGAAACUUUCAAGAACAAAAUUGCAGCCCCUCCCUGGGUUUCUCCACAUAUUAGAUCUGGAAAUGUGCAAAUUCACCAGUUUUGUGAGGAAAAUGUUAAUUAUUCAAAUUAUAGAGAAAAUGUAUUUCUAAGACAGAUUAGUGGACAGAUUCUUCUUUCUUGUUUCUUUUCUUCUUAGAUAUGCAUUUCUGUUUUGUGUUAUUAUAGUCAUAAUGUGGUAUUUGUCACAAUGGUGGCGUGGCCAGUACAUGUUUUGCUUCAUAAUAUAGUUAAUGACAGGUGAUACUCGAAAAAAUGUAUCAUGCAAAAGUUAAUUAAUUUCAGAUGCAACUUAAAGGUGAAAGUAAUAUGAGAUAGACUCAUUACAUGCAAAGCAGGAUAGUUCAAGUCAUGAUUUUUCACAAUUGAGAUUAUGGUUUACAGCUCAUGAAAACCUCAAAUCCACAAUCUCAGAAAAUUAAAACGAAAAGGUUCAAUGUUUUACGCUCAAAGUGUCCCACUCUAAUCAUGGCUUGAGCUACCUUUCUUUGCAUGUAAUGAAUCUAUUUCAUAUUAGUUUCACCUUUUAAGUUGCAUCACUGAAAUAAACAUUUUGCCACAUUUUUUGAGUAUCACCUACUAAAAACACUGUUCCAUGACCAGCAGCAUUUCAGAAACACUUUGUUGUUUUCUGCUGGUUUGUUAAGAUCCACCAUCUAAGAUGGUGGAUCUUAACAAACGCUCCUGCGGAACGAAUCUGAGGAAGCCUACGGAACCCAAGUCAGUUCAAUAAGGAAUUUAAUGAAGAACUCAGAGAGGUUAACAAAAACACUCUAAACUGAACACUGAAACUGGUUGGCAACUGAAUCGACUAUGAAACAAUAAAGAAAAUAAUAAAGCAAUUAACAAAACUGA